GCAUCUCAGUCCGGAUAGGAGGGGUAAAUCACAGUUACUGUACCAAUCCAAAAUAUUUGGUCAAAUUUUACGGUUGCGGAUUCGCGACUUCACGUUUCCCCUUUCCCUAUCGGCGGCGUCCCAAAUAGCGAAUCGGUUCGUGUAAAAAAAAAAGUGAGCCGCUUAGCCUCGCCGGCGCCGCCUCUCUCCGGGAAGCGGCGGCGAGAACGCGGAGGAGAGAGAGAGUUCGGGGUUGGCCCGUCGCGUCGCCGGAGCGAUGGAUCUUCUGAAGAGGGAGCUGGAGAAGAAGCGGAAGGCGGCGACGGCCGACUUCGGCGGGAAGAGCUUCGUGCGGCGGUCGGAGCUGGAGCAGAAGCAGCUCCAGAAGCGGCGCCACGAGGAGCACCGCCAGCUCCUCUCCAAGGCCCCGCCGGCGACCUCCUCCGCCUCCGCCGCGGGCUCCGACCCCAGCAACCCCAACGCCGACCCGGCCCAGUCCUCCGCCGCAAACCCUAACCCUAACUCCUCCUCGUCCGCCGCCGCCGCGUCCGUCCCGCCGGGCCUCGCGGGGAAGAAGACCGCGCAGGAUGAGGCGCUCCUCUCCGAGGAGCGCCGGAUCGACGAGCUCGACCUCCCGCGGCAUGAGGUGGUGCGGCGCCUCCGCAUCCUGCGCGAGCCCGUCACGCUGUUCGGGGAGGACGACGCCGACCGGCUCGCCCGCCUCAAGUUCGUGCUCAAGUCCGGCGUGAUUGACGACAUCGACGACCUUGACAUGACAGAGGGGCAGACGAACGACUUCCUCCGUGACAUGGUCGAGCUCCGCAAGCGGCAGAGGGCUGGCCGGGACACCUAUGUCAAGGGCAAGGGCAAACGAGCGGGCGGCGGUGAUGGCGGCGAGGGUGGCGCUGGCGGGGAUAAUGCUGAUGAUGGGGAUGGGGACGGCCGGAGGAGUGGGGAUGAUGCUGAUGCGGACAAGGACUCGAAACGGAUGAAGACCAAGUUUGAGGAGCUGUGUGAUGAGGACAAGAUCUUGGUGUUCUUCAAGAAGCUACUCAUUGAGUGGAACCAGGAGCUUGAUGAGAUGCCGGAGCUGGAGAAGAGGACAGCAAAGGGCAAGUCGAUGGUCGCAACCUUCAAGCAAUGUGCGCGGUAUCUCAGCCCCCUGUUUGAGUUUUGCAGGAAGCAGGUUCUUCCUGAUGACAUCCGUCAAGCAUUGCUCGUUAUUGUUGAAUGCUGCAUGAAGCGUGAUUAUUUAGCAGCAAUGGACCAAUACAUCAAGCUGGCCAUUGGCAAUGCACCAUGGCCUAUUGGUGUCACUAUGGUUGGUAUCCACGAGCGUUCGGCCCGAGAAAAGAUCUACACAAACAGUGUGGCGCACAUUAUGAACGAUGAGACCACUCGCAAGUACCUUCAGUCAAUCAAGAGGCUUAUGACCCUUUGCCAGCGACGUUAUCCUGCUCUGCCCUCAAAAUCGGUGGAGUUCAACAGCCUGGCAAAUGGGAGUGACCUGCAGGCCCUUUUGUCAGAGGAGAAAGAUCCAGGAAACCCUCCUAGCGAGGAUAGGCUUCGACUCAUGCCAGCGUCAAAAGAGUGAUGCUUCAACGCACAAGCUUGGAUCACAAAUAGAAUAUUUGUAAUCUGUGUAAUGUGUAAACCAAAUUUUCCUGCUCUUAUUUUCAUUUUUGUACUCUUGCAAGAAUCUGAGAAUAUUGCCUGCUAAUCAAAUUACUGAAGAAAGCAAUAUACUGUCUGCUUCUCUCCUAGAAGAGUUCACUGGCUAAGGUUCCAUGUGUAAGUUUGGUUGAAUAAAACCAUUCUAAUGUCUUUGCUGUGCAA
Messenger RNA from Oryza sativa Japonica Group (Japanese rice), 1815 nucleotides. The record is from RefSeq and is a predicted model, not a curated record. Lineage: Eukaryota; Viridiplantae; Streptophyta; Magnoliopsida; Poales; Poaceae.